Molecule: messenger RNA, 3202 nt
Organism: Astyanax mexicanus (Mexican tetra)
Lineage: Eukaryota; Metazoa; Chordata; Actinopteri; Characiformes; Acestrorhamphidae
Gene: nkx1-2b
Product: NK1 transcription factor related 2-like,b
Exons: 2
Coding region: 294-1415 (373 amino acids)
Biological process (GO): cell differentiation; regulation of transcription by RNA polymerase II
Cellular component (GO): nucleus
Molecular function (GO): DNA-binding transcription factor activity, RNA polymerase II-specific; RNA polymerase II cis-regulatory region sequence-specific DNA binding
Source: RefSeq, a predicted model, not a curated record
CCCCCAAAAAGGAGCCGCGCAAAAGGGAGAUCACCAUCCAACCCGCGAGCUCUGAGCUCCUGGAGCGGCAGGAGCGCGCGCGCAGAAACAGGUGCAUCCCGUUGCUCUACACACACUUUCACAUACACACACACACACACACACACUUAGACACACACACAUACUCUUAGAUACACACACUCUCUCAAAUACACACACAUUCUUACAUUUUAAGCAUCAUCCCGCGCGCAAUGGCUUCGUCGGAGUGAGAGGAGGAGAAAUCGCAGGACGAGGCGCGCGCGAGGUGAGGAGCCAUGAACCGGGAUAAAGCGCCGGCGGGCGAGCUGUCCAUCGACCCGCCCGCACAGACCGCCGUGAUCGUGGCCGCCCCUUCGGAGAGCGCGACGGACGCACGCGGAGACAAGCGUGAGACUUUGCCCACGGUGCCGCAGGGCGACGGGCGGGAUGGAGCCGCGCGCCACGAGGUGCCCCCGGUUUCCCAUCGGACCACCUCCUUCUCCGUUCUGGACAUCCUGGACCCAAACAAGUUCACCAGCAAGCGGCAACCGACGAGUCGCGCGGGCUGCGAGCUCCCCUACGGCGCGGAGAACCGGGACGGACUGAAGCUUCACUCGGAGGAGCACGAGGCCCGGAAAGCGCCCGGAAUCUUCAAGGACGGGUUCGUGUUCAGGUCCGAGCUCGAGCCCGAGCUGACCCGCGCCAGUCCCGCGGACGUGGAGCUGCACGAGGACGCCUGCAGUGAGGUCAGCGACGGCGGCGCGCUCGCGGGGAACGGAGAGGACGACGGCGAGCGCGAGGAAGAUGAGGAGGACGACGACGAUGAGACGACGCUGCUGAAGAGCGCGAGCCCCGGGGGCACGCAUAGCCACGGGCACGCGCACGGGACCGCGAGCCAACAGUCGCAGCAACAGCAGCAAACCAAGCCCAAGAGAAAGCGCUCGGGCUCAGACUCCAAAUCGGGCAAACCGCGGCGCGCGCGGACCGCCUUCACGUACGAGCAGCUGGUGGCGCUCGAGAACAAGUUCAAGUCCACGCGCUACCUGUCCGUGUGCGAGCGCCUAAACCUGGCGCUCUCGCUGAGUCUGACCGAGACUCAGGUCAAGAUCUGGUUCCAGAACCGACGGACCAAGUGGAAGAAGCAGAACCCGGGCGCGGACACGAGCGCGCCGGCGGGCGGGGUGGGAGGGGGCGCGGGAGGCGGCGUGGGCGGUGGACCCGGCGGCCUCAGUCCCCUCAGCCACUCCCCGCCCAUGGGCGGACACUUGGCCAUGCACUCCGGCUACGGGCCGCCCGCGCCGGGGGGGCUCGUGUGCGCCACGCAGCUGCCCUUCCUGCCCGGUCACGCGGUGCUCUCGCCCUUCAUGCUGGGCUCGCAGACUUACGGAGCCCCGGCCUUCUACACCCCGCACCUGUGAGCGGGGCGGGCGGGUUCGGGUCCGGGUCCAGGUCCUUGUUCCGGGGGAUGGUUUUGGGGCGGUGGUGUGUUAUGUGGUGAUAUGGCGCGAGGGCGGGAUCUGCCGUCACUCCACGUAUUGAUGUGUUUCUUAAUAGUGUCCCUUUUAUCUGAUGACCCGCAAAACCUGAAUCCACUCCGGAGCCGGAAAUAGAGACGGACUGGAGUCAUCAGGUAGAUGAUGAGACAUCAGGUAGACCAAUAAAACACUGUGGUCUGACAGAACAGUCUUUAAAAGUCUUAUUUAUUAUUAUUAUUAUUAUUAUUAUUAUUAAUAAUAAAAAUUAUGAAUUAAAUUUACUUUUGAAUGCUUAACACAUAUUAAGACAGUAAAGUACAGUCAACUACUUUAGUUUAUUUAGGAAUAAUCUACUAAAGUACUACUAAAUAAACAUAAUCUGAAUCUGUAGUAAUGUGUAUUUUAGAUAUGCUAAAAACUAAUAUUAUAGAAACGGAUUGAACGUCCUUUAUUACCAAAACACUGAAAAUAACCCUGUCUGUCUGUUUGGGAUGAGUUGAGUUAAUGUGGGGCAGUAUGUUGGUAAUAUAUGUUGGUAUUUAUCUCCUCCAUCAAGCCAGUAUUGUUUUUGGCAAAUCUAAAAACCUCAAACACUCAAAGAGCUCGAGGACGAUGAGAAAAAAACAUGAGUGUAAAGAUCUAAACGAUUCGUCCAGAUUUCGUCCAAAAAACGUCUUUAAAACAACGUUGUAUUUUAAGAAACCAGGAUGUUGUUUAACGUUUUGGAUGAGAGUUUAAAACUCCUGCCAACAUUUAGACAACGUUAUUAAAAACCAGAACAAACACGGUUUAGUGGGGGUCAGGAUGUGUUUCCUGAUUAACUGGUGUCUAUAUUUUAGUGAGAAAUGUGAAAAACAUACAUCCAUAAAAAUAAAGGUGCUGGAUAGGAAAAUAAUUGGAAGUGUGAAGAACCUCCAUUAAUGUUUAUUUCUUUACACGGUCUUAAAAUAUUUAUUUAUUUUUAGAAAAAUUAUCUUAAUGGAAUCAAAAGUGUUUAAUCUGACCCUCAAAUUACUCUUUUAUUUUAAUUGUAGUAAUUUUACAGUUUAUGGGUGUUUUUAGGUCAGACCAUACUGGGCCAACACUGCACUUCUUUCAUCAGUCUGACUGGAAAUGUAGUUCAUAUCACCAGAAACUGGAUUAAAAUAAGAGUUUAGAUUUCCUCUCACCUGAUUUUACCUGUUUUUACCUGAUUUUACCUGUUUUUACCUGAUUUUACCUGAUGUCUCCUCGUUCCCGAACCCUCUCUACCGGAUCCCGGACUCUGAACUGAUGAAGGAAAUUGAAUCUGUUUAUGAUCUGAUUUGAUCUGAUCUGGUUUGAUCUGAUUUAAGGCUCUUCCUGUAAAGACUGAUAAAGACUUUCUAAAGACACUAAAGUGCUGAAAGCUGUUCGGACAGAAAACACGUAUCUCCACGCUCGACGCGUUUCACACUAACAGGAUCACUCCGGCAGUGUGAACACUUUCCUACUUUUAAAUCGAUACUAAUGUGCAGAAUUUCUCUGAUUCAGGCUGUAAAUAUUCGGAGUGUUUAGAUACUGAUUUUAAUGCAAAUAAUGAAAUUAGUUGGAAUAAAACAAAAGACGUAUCAAAACCAUCAUCCAGCUCAUCUGGAACUGGAAUAAAUGGUGAAAUGUUUAUCUGAGACUUUUUAAAUGUUUAGGAUUAUUAUUAUUUAUUUCAGAAUUUACACUGUUUCAUUGUUUUGAAAAAGAAAGUUUAAAUAAAA